This is a messenger RNA of Megalops cyprinoides (Indo-Pacific tarpon), 2664 nucleotides long. It is a transcript of the gene actr5, whose product is annotated as actin related protein 5. Gene Ontology annotation, biological process: regulation of DNA-templated transcription. The record is from RefSeq and is a predicted model, not a curated record. The transcript has 9 exons. Gene Ontology annotation, cellular component: Ino80 complex; cytoplasm. Lineage: Eukaryota; Metazoa; Chordata; Actinopteri; Elopiformes; Megalopidae. The coding region runs from base 38 to 1993 and encodes 651 amino acids.
UCCCGAAUGAUGCGUAGGGAAAAAAUAUUUCCUUGGCAUGAAUUUCACUGAAGACCACUACAGAUUUAUCUCAAUCCUAAAAAUCUGGCACGUCUGUCUGGCGUCGGGACUAUUGUUAUUGCCAGCACGCACAGCACGUCGGACGACUUUUGACGUUACACAACCCAAGAUGACUGCAAAGCUACCUACAACAUGUAAAAUAUUUUCAUUUCAGGAUUACAGAUCCACACCCGAUCCCGUAUAUGAUCUUAAUCCAGAAUGUUUACAGCCAUCUCCGGCACCUAUAAUUAUCGAUAACGGCUCCUUCCAGACCCGGGCCGGGUGGGCCUGUGCGGGGGACGGGCUGUCCCAGCCGCUGCUGCAGUUUAAAUCUGUGGCGGCACGGAGUCGAGGGGCGGCCCGCAGCGAGACGCAGAUCGGUAACGACAUUCCCAACCUGGAGCCGCUACGCUGGCUCUUAAAGAGUCAGUUCGACAGAAAUGUCGUCGUCAACUUCGAAAUCCAAGAACUUAUGUUCGACUACAUCUUCAUGCACCUGGGGAUCGGCACGGAGGGUGGCGUGGAUCACCCCGUCGUGCUCACCGAGGCGCCCUGCAAUCCUCUGCACUGCCGGCAGAUGAUGUCGGAGCUGCUGUUUGAAUGCUACCGCGUCCCUCAGCUGUCCUACGGGGUGGACAGUCUGUACAGCUUCUACUACAACAACAUUCAGCAAGCAGUUGCACAGCCACACACAGGGGUGGUCAUCUCCUCUGGGUACCACUGCUCGCACAUCCUCCCUGUUAUCAAUGGCAGGCUGGAUGCAGGGAACUGUAAGCGCGUGAAUGUGGGGGGCAGCCAUGCAGCUGCGUACCUGCAGCGCCUCCUGCAGCUGAAGUACCCGGGACACCUGGCGGCUGUGACGCUCAGUCGCAUGGAGGAGCUUCUCCAUGAACACAGCUACACAGCACUGGACUACCAAGAAGAGCUGGAGAAGUGGCGCAGUGCGGAGUUCUACGAGCGCGAGGUUCACCGGCUGCAGCUGCCCUUCUCCUCCAAGCUGCUGGGGGGCGCUGUGAGCGUGGAGGAGCGGCAGGAGAAACGUGCGCAGCAGCUGCGGCGGCUGCAGGAGAUCAACGCCCGCAACGCUCGGCGCCGCGAGGAGAAGCUGCAGCAGGACCAGGAUCGUCUGGACAAACUGCUGGCUGUGCAGGAGCUGCUGGAUGAUGGCUUGCUGGAGCAGUUCCACAGGCGUCUGGUGGAGCUGAACAUGGACUCUUCAGAGGAACUGCAGUCCUACAUCAGCAAGCUGAGCCUGGCGGUGGAGCAGGGCCGCCAGCGAGCGCUGCACAGCGAGGGGCUGGACAGCAAGGCCACGAUUUCAGAGCUGGAGGCCCCUAUGGAUGAAGGUGAGGCUGUGUUGGAGAUUGAACCCGAGAUCACAGAGGAUAACACAGAGGGAGAGAAGCCUGUCAGCGUUGUGCAGCCUGUGUUCAACAUGGCUGAGUAUCACCAGCUGUUUGUGGGGACGGAGCGGCUGCGGGUUCCAGAAAUCCUGUUCCAGCCGUCUCUGAUUGGGGAGGAGCAGAUGGGCCUGAUGGAGGCGCUGCAGUUUGUGUUGGAAAGAUACACUCCUGAGCAGCAGGAGGCGCUGGUGCAAAAUGUGUUCCUGACGGGAGGAAAUAUGCAGUACCCGGGCAUGAAGGAGCGCGUGGAGCGAGAGCUGCUCGCCAUGAGACCCUUCCAGUCACACUUCCAGGUUUCCAUGGCAACGCAGCCUGCCCUGGACGCCUGGUUCGGGGCGCGGCAGUGGGUGCUGCAGAACGGCAGCGGUGGCCUGGGCUGGGUGACCCGACAGGACUAUGAGGAGAAAGGGGGAGAGUAUCUGACUGAACACUGUGCCUCCAACACCUUCAUCCCCAUGAGGAUCAGCAAGCCGCCUGCCCGGGAGCUCCCAGCACCCCCCCGAGCCAACCCUGAACCUCUCCCCACCUGCACUGUGACAUCAUCAGUGUGACAUCGUCACCAUGACAUUAUCUCACGGCAGUUCUCUGCUGUGUGUGUCUACAGCAGUGCUGUGGAAAGCCGCUUCCUGCGAGACUGCUGCAGGACGGUUCUUGUUUUCUUGUCUUGGAUCCUGCUCUUAAUUUUUUUGAGUGCCGAAUCAUUUUGCUCUGUUUGAUAACAUCCUUCACAGUGUGUGCCCAGCACACAGGUGUUGGUAUUACGUGAUCAGUGAGCACAUGCUUUGGUGUGGACACAGCACAACAGAUGCAGCAAAUUCGGCCAAGAAAAGCAACAUGUGCACUGCCCCUGUGGAGGGAGAAUUUCUUAUUAAAAAAGUCUCGAUGACGAGCCUUGAUGUGGACUCACAGUGUUGUGUGCAAGACCACAUAUCACUUAUUACAACACACUGCCAGAGACACACGUUCACUCUGCUGCCCCGACAUAUUUCGGCAGACUUUUUAUAGCUCAUAUUAUUCAUGUGCAUAUAAAAAAUCCUCAGUAGAUCCUGCUCCUUGCUGUUUGUUUAUUCUAGGGAAUCAGUCAGCUGUUGUAGGUGACUGACAUGAUAAUGUCUCAUUUUGAUGAUGUCAUUAAAGAGGCCUGUGUUGCCCCCUGCUGCUGAUCUGUAUGAGCUCUGGCAGCAGAUGGAGUUGCCACUGGAUUUACUGUUGGCACGGAUAC